Molecule: messenger RNA, 528 nt
Organism: Coccinella septempunctata (seven-spotted ladybird)
Lineage: Eukaryota; Metazoa; Arthropoda; Insecta; Coleoptera; Coccinellidae
Exons: 3
Coding region: 79-528 (149 amino acids)
Source: RefSeq, a predicted model, not a curated record
GGCCCUUCUCAGGGCCACCAGGUCAGGCAAAUCAACAAAAACAACUACGAACAUAGCGGAAACGGCGCAUAUCAACAAAUGAUGCGUCGUCCUAUGGCCAUGGGUCGUCCUACUGCUUAUCGAAUGACCCGUCCAGCCGGCCCCGUAUCGAACCAACAAAGGCCCCUCGACAUCAGACCCCACGAACGCGGCCCUUAUCAGGGCCACAAGAAUAGGCAAAUUAACUACAACUAUGCCGCCUACAAACAGAAAGUAAAUGGUCUAUCUCCACUAAUAAUGCGUCGUCCUAUGACCAUGGGUGAUCCUAGUCAUAAUCAAGUGAGGCGUACAGCCGUUCCUGUACCGGACAGAAAAACUCUACUUCACCAGAGUCCAGCUUCCUCGAACUUCGAAGUAGACAGGGCUCUGAAGGAAAUGAUCAUUAUGAAAGCAAAAUUUUCGCCUAUUGUUCCCAUUUCGGGGUUGGAUAUUAACAAAAAAAAAUUUAUCUUCCAUCAUCCUAAAGCAACGUGUCUUGUAGAUCAUUGA